AUGAAAGCCGACGUGAGCGCAGCCUUCGCCGGAUCCCACCUCGGGAGGCACAACGAUGUCGACCAGGACUCAACCGCCUUCUUGCAUGAUACAGAAGACUUGAGCGUGGGCAUGAGCGCCACGACCUUUCAGGAAUCGAAACGCAAGGAGGAGAGAAAGGCUGAGCGCACGAUACGGAAGCUGGAGAUCAUGCUAUCUGAGGUGACGCUUGGUGGUGCGGAGCAUGGGGUUGAUGUGAGGGAUUUUGCUGUGGUGGGGAAACCCCACACGCACCUCACAAUCACCGGAGCCCUGCACUACACCCACACCGGCGCCUCAACCCUAGCAUCCUACCUCGACAUCUUCCCGCCAACUCUUCUGGAAGCCAGCCCUGUUGUCCUAAACGUAUAUGUAGACAACGCAAUGCGCUACGGCCACACGUCUCUCGACUUCACGAAACUCAACCACUUCCUCGCCUCCUUCGCGACUUGCCUCGACCGUCGCGGCUCCAGUCACACCUCCUUCCAGACCUUACAGCUGCACUUCUUCACCCACAGAGUCGGAGCUUCCGACCCAAUCUUCCACGACAUUCUCUACCCCAUCGCCAAGAUCCCCACGGGCACUACGCUCGUCCUCAAGGGUCUCGAGGCAAAGCUGCAGGGCCGUCUCCUGGAGUUACGCAGUGGCGAUGUGGCAGGUCGGGAUACGCUGGGCGGUUGGUUGAGGCUACGGUCAGAGCUGAUGGCGAAUGGGGAGACAGGCUGGAAGGCGAAGUUUGGAGUUGCGAGUGUGGACUUGAUGGUCGGUGGGGGGGGGGGAAGACUGUGUUGA
Molecule: messenger RNA, 810 nt
Organism: Fulvia fulva
Lineage: Eukaryota; Fungi; Ascomycota; Dothideomycetes; Mycosphaerellales; Mycosphaerellaceae
Exons: 2
Coding region: 1-810 (269 amino acids)
Source: RefSeq, a predicted model, not a curated record